This is a messenger RNA of Daktulosphaira vitifoliae (grape phylloxera), 1378 nucleotides long. Its product is annotated as enhancer of split mgamma protein-like. The coding region runs from base 246 to 902 and encodes 218 amino acids. The transcript is spliced from 2 exons. Gene Ontology annotation, biological process: regulation of transcription by RNA polymerase II; anterior/posterior pattern specification; regulation of neurogenesis. NCBI's taxonomy places the organism in Eukaryota, Metazoa, Arthropoda, Insecta, Hemiptera, Phylloxeridae. The record is from RefSeq and is a predicted model, not a curated record. Gene Ontology annotation, cellular component: nucleus. Gene Ontology annotation, molecular function: RNA polymerase II cis-regulatory region sequence-specific DNA binding; DNA-binding transcription factor activity, RNA polymerase II-specific; protein dimerization activity.
GGAACGUCGCGCUAUCCCGGGUUCCCACGGACUGCUCGCCUAUAUAACGCCCCACUCGGCUCACGGUUCGAGCAUUCCAACACUGUUCGCCGUUUGUGCCACAUCGCUCUCAGUGUUGCUUGUGCCGUCCGCAUUUUUACGUGCCGUCGACGUUUACCUUGUACGAUCAGUUACACGAAUAUUUUUGUUGGUUAAAUAUUUUUUUUUAAUCAAUUUUUGUGAUUUUUUGUGUGUUUGCAACUAAUAUGUCUUCCGUAGCCACUGAAAUGCAACAACCUGUUUCCAGGACUUAUCAAUACAGAAAGGUUAUGAAACCAAUGCUCGAACGCAAACGCCGUGCUCGAAUCAACAGGUGUUUGGACGAACUAAAAGAAAUCAUGGUGGUAGCCUUGCAAAACGAAGGUGAAAAUGUCAGCAAAUUGGAAAAGGCCGACAUUUUAGAACUGACCGUAAGACAUUUGCACAAAUUGCGCCGCCAACAACGUCUGUCUGGAAAUCCUGUUACUGAAAUGGACAGAUUCCGAGCGGGCUACACUCGAUGCGCCUCAGAAGUGUCCCGUUGUUUGGCCGCUACUCCCGGUUUGGAUGUCACUUUGGGUGCUAAUCUUAUGACCCACCUCGGACACCGUCUGAACACCAUUCAGCCCGCGGCCUCUCAAACUGUCACCGCGGCACCGUUGACACUCAACGUGGAUUCUUCUUCCAUGUCAUCCACCUCGUCGUCCUGUUCGUCGCCACCACCAACUUCACCAUCAAGCACCGCAUCCUACCCAAUGCCACUCACUCCCAACUCGUCCGUUAGCAGCGGAUCAUCCGAAAACUUGUUGCAAGUUGUCGACAUGUCUCUCAAAUCUGGACACUGCACAGCUACUUCUAAUCAAUCCGUAUGGAGACCUUGGUAAUUAAACUAGUGGUUUCGUCCCACCUACAACUAUGAACUAUUUAUGUAUAUAUACGGCUAUAAUUACCAGUUAAUCAAUGUGUAUGAUUAUAUUUUGUUGCUUUCAAAUAUUAUUACUUACAUAUAUAAUUAUAUAUAUAUAUUUUUUGUAUAAAUUAUUUGAUAGACAAUUUAGUUACAAUUUUAAGGGAAGGGAACUUGUGAAACGAUUGUUUUUAAUAAAAAAUUUAAGGCAUUUUUUUAUUCGCACAUGUUUAAGUAUAAAUAAAUUUUAUAAAUGUUUUUUUAAUUAUGCCUAUACUGUGAUAAAAUAAUAGACUAAGAUAAGGGUAAUUUGUUCUUAUAUAGGCCGGUAGUUUUAUCUGCCGCAUAGAUUGUAAUUUUUAAUUUAUUUUAAAUAUUUAUUUUUGUAUGUAUGUUUGUGAAAAUUAUUUACAAUGUAGAGACUGUGAUAAUAAAUUUAAAAAAAUAAUAUAC